AUGGAGAUCGAUGAUAAUUUAUCACAGUGUCUUAUAGAGGCUUCCGUAUUUCAAUUUCCCAGCGCACUGAGAAGGUUAUUUGCGACAAUGCUGAUUUUUUGUGAACCAGGAAAUGUUCACAAAUUAUGGGACGACCACUAUGCUUCUCUUUCUGAAGAUUAUAGGACACAAUAUGGAUGUGCCGAGCGAGUGCAAAAUAUGGUCCUCAUCGACAUUAGAUUCUUCCUAGAAUCUAUGAGUAAAAAGCUUAGUGAUUAUGACCUUCCAAAUGUCAGUCCACACAUCGAUUUACAAUCAAGAGGCUAUCAUGAGGUGCAAGAAGAAUACUCUAUAAAUGUGGAAUAUGAAGACUUACAUACGCGGGAUUCUCUCAAUCUAGACCAGAAAUGGUCCCGGUGGACCUGGAAAGACAUUUUGUACAAAGCUUUGUUGGCCAAUAUUCGUGCAUGUGGUCUUAUUGCACUUGCAACUGCCACAUCAAGUGUUGCGACUAACAACAUUCCAAGAGGGAGAACAGCUCAUUCACUAUUUGGAAUUCCCCUCAAUCUUGAUAAUAACUUGAUGUGCAAGAUCACUAAACAAAGUGGGAAAGAUCAGACAUUUCACAAGGAAAAGGUAAUCAUAUGGGAUGAAGCAGCAAUGGCUAAGAGGCAUGCAGUAGAAGCAGUCGAUCGGACAAUGCAAGACAUCACAGAUGAGAAGCUCCCUAUAUUCGUAUACCUGAUAACAUGUCCAUUCCAUACACUGAUAAAACUAAAUCAGUGGACGCUCUGA
This is a messenger RNA of Lactuca saligna, 774 nucleotides long. NCBI's taxonomy places the organism in Eukaryota, Viridiplantae, Streptophyta, Magnoliopsida, Asterales, Asteraceae. The record is from the annotation of a GenBank genome assembly.